Messenger RNA from Parnassius mnemosyne (clouded apollo), 945 nucleotides. Lineage: Eukaryota; Metazoa; Arthropoda; Insecta; Lepidoptera; Papilionidae. The record is from the annotation of a GenBank genome assembly.
AUGGGUUCGCUCCCUGCCGUUCGCUGUACACCCGCUCGAGCAUUCUUACACAGUGGAGUGGAUUAUGCUGGCCCCAUAAACAUUAGGACAACUAAAGGACGAGGUCACCAUUCUCAUAAAGGCUACAUAUGCUUAUUCAUAUGUAUGUCCACUCGUGCAAUACAUCUGGAAGCGGUAAGUGACAUGAGCACCCAGGCCUUCCUAGCAGCGUUCAGACGUUUCGUAGCAAGACGUGGACACUGCACACAAAUAUGGAGUGAUAAUGGGACUACGUUUGUAGGCGCUUCAAGAGAACUAGAGCAACUGAAGACCAACCAGGAAGGUCUUGCUACAUACUUAGAAUCGCAUGGGACUGAGUGGCAUUUCAUUCCGCCACACGCCCCCAACUUUGGUGGACUGUGGGAAGCUGGAGUCAAGUCGACAAAGUUACACUUGAAACGCGUAAUAGGUGAAUCCACACUUACGUUCGAGGAAAUGAGCACACUUCUCAGUCAAAUUGAAGCAUGUUUAAAUUCUAGGCCCAUUACAGUAGACAGCUCAGAUCCCAGUGACCCACUUCCUUUAACACCAGGGCACUUUCUAAUUGGGGGACCGCUAAUAGCUGUACCCGAAUUCAAUGAUUAUUUAGAAUCAAAUAUCAGUUCAUUAAAAAGGUGGCAAUUCAUUCAACAAAUGUUACAGCACUUUUGGCGGCGCUGGUCUCAAGAGUACUUAUCUAACCUUAUGAAUAGAUACAAAUGGAGCUCUCGGGAACCAGAACCGAACAUUGGUGAUGUAGUCUUAGUAAAAGAAGACAACUUACCGCCAAGUCGUUGGUUAAUGGGCAGAAUAGUUGAAAAGCAUCCCGGGAUCGAUAAUGUUACCCGUGUGGUCACAAUACGUACUAAGUCAUCUUUUAUCAAGCGACCAACUUCAAAACUAUGUGUCUUACCAGUAAGAGAUUAA